AUGUUGGUUUUUGCGUCUUCUGGCAUUACUUCUCUAUUAUUGCCUGGCGGGUGUACACCACACUCCAAGUUCAAUAUUCCUUCAGAUCUUGAUCACGACUCAUCUGUUGAUCGUACAUUUCAUGAUGUCUAUUGGUAUUACAUUCCUGGUUCUGAAAAUCAACUUUUCGGGGAGAAGAUUUUAGUACUUGGUGGUGACUUUCGUCAAAUCUUGUCGAUUAGUCCGCAUGGAUCACAUUGUGAUGUCGUUAGAGCUGCUAAUAACAAGUCAUGUACUCUAUGGAAUGCCUGUCUUGUUUUUGUGUUGACAACUCACAUGCGUUUACAUGAUCCAACCAUCAUUGGGGCUGAACUGAUAUGCAUUCAUGCAUUUAAUACAUGGCUUCUUGACACGGGAUCUAGUAAGCUUCCUACAACUUCAGUUGAACGCGAAGAUGAUUCUACAUGGAUCACUAUACUUGAUAAACUUUUGAUUCCUAUUGUUGACAAUCCUAUUCAGACAAUGUUAUCCAAUAUAUUCACUGAUAUUUUGAAUAAAAUUAGCGACUUCUCUUAUUUGAAGGAACAAUGCAUCGUUUGUCCUAAAAAUGAUGAGGUUGAUAAAAUGAAUUUACAUGUUCUUGAAAGUAUGCCAGUCGACAUGCAUGAAAUGUUAAGUGCUGAUGCUAUAUGUGCGACUACAGGUAACUUUAAAGAAAUGAAAAUUACUUCUUGUAUAUGGGGUAUGAAAGUUACUGUCUCGAUAUGGGGAACACUUGCUACACAGUAUACCGAUGAAGAUAUAAGAAGCUACAAUGAUAAUGUAGUUGUCAUUCUCACUUCUUGCAAAGUUUCUCUUUUGAGAGGUGUUCCAACAUUACAAACAGCAGGUUCAUCUCAAAUGUAUUUGAACCUUACAGUGAAGGAGAUUGAGUUUUACAAAAUUAUUGUAGCACAACCGGUACGUUUUAUAUAUCAGAGCAAAGGAAAAAUAGAGGCCUUCUACCCAACCAGAUUAUCUGAUGUUUAUAGUCAUUUACAACAUGGUGUCGAUAAGGUUGCUUCUAAUAAUAAAGAAAAUGAUGGUAUUCAAAAAUGUAAAUAUGAAAUCAACGAUGCGGAAGACGAACAAGGAAGUGAUAACGUUGAUCAUGGUAAUAUUGAAGAUCAUAUUUGUAACACGUCCAUCUCUAUUUCUACUUUACAAGAUUGUGAAGACAUUCACGCAGCUUCUGUUGAUAUUGAAGUUGAUUCUUCGGCAAAAUCUUCUAUCGGACCCUCAAUAACACCAAAGAAGCAUCGGCUUCCAUAA
Molecule: messenger RNA, 1290 nt
Organism: Lactuca virosa
Lineage: Eukaryota; Viridiplantae; Streptophyta; Magnoliopsida; Asterales; Asteraceae
Source: the annotation of a GenBank genome assembly